Molecule: messenger RNA, 1144 nt
Organism: Beta vulgaris subsp. vulgaris (sugar beet)
Lineage: Eukaryota; Viridiplantae; Streptophyta; Magnoliopsida; Caryophyllales; Amaranthaceae
Exons: 6
Coding region: 157-819 (220 amino acids)
Molecular function (GO): protein binding
Source: RefSeq, a predicted model, not a curated record
AGAGAAACUCAGCAACCCCGACUAUUCUAUACCCCCAAGGCCCCAAUUGGUAUUUCAAAAAGCUAUAAGCUCAAAGUUGCUCUCUUAAUCUUAUAGUCUUAUUCUGAAUUCACAAAAGUAACACUCCAAAACAUCAUACCAACGCGCGCAUAAAACAUGGGAGAUUCAUCUGAAGAAUUCGAACCAUUAUUCGAUUACAGCCGAGUACAGCCCUCUAAUUUCAUCGACCUUGAAGAGGAUUCAGAUUCUUCUUCUUCAUCGACGAAACGCAGAAAAAUUUCGAAUAAUAACAAAGAAGAGAACAAUAAUGGAAAGGGAAAAUCAGUUCAAGAAAUUGAUAACGAGGAAGAAGAGGAUAAAGAGAAUUGGUUGCCGCCUCCUCCUGCGAAUCUAGCGCCUUCUUCAAAGCUACACGAAGAUUCCACUAUUAAGGAAUUGAGGUUAAAGAGGCUGGAGUUAGCGUCAGUCGUCCAGUCCACUAAACAUCUAUUACAAGCUGCAGAAGAAGCUGAAAUGAAGACAUUUACUAGUUCCUCACACACAAUUAUGGAGGAAUCUACUGAGGAAGUACUAAAACCUGCAGCUGAUCGAACCAAGAUAGUCCUAUCUAUCCAAGACAAGGCUGAAACUAAGCAAUAUCGCAUAUUUGCAGAUGAAAGAUUUGAGCAGCUGUUUAAAAAGUAUGCGCAAAAGGCAAAUAUUGAUGUAAAUAACCUAGUAUUUUCUUUUGAUGGUGAUAAAAUCAAUCCAGCAUCAACACCCCAGACCCUUGGGAUGGAGGAUGAUGAUCUUGUUGAAGUGCAUGUGAAGGCAAGCUAGCUAAGUUAGUAAGUUUUUUGCUCCUGUUUUGUAGUAAAGUACCAGGUUGGCCUGCUCUCUGGGCCUUUUUUGAGUCGAGUAUAUUGCUCAACAAGUAGGGGACAGAAAAACUAGAAGCUACUCGUUUUGCUUUCCUUUCGAAUCUGUUUGGCCUCUCGACGGUACACCUCGUAUCCAGCACAGUGCUACACAAUUUUACACAGUUUCCGCUUAUGUGCGUAUUUCGUUGCCUCUGUAGGAAAUGUGGAUUAGCUGAACUUAUACAUUUCUCUCUGUAAUUGCAAAGUUUAAGGAUUCUGGCUGAAUGGAUGAAGCUUUUGGUUUA